UCUUAUACUAUAUUAGACAUACAUGUCUGUUUCUAUUCCUGUGAUUCAAUGAGACUCAUAUCUAUUUUUUUGUUAUUCAGGUGUGGUUUCAGAACAGAAGAGCUAAAUGGAGAAGGCAGGAGAAGUUGGAGGUGACCUCGAUGAAAUUACAAGAUUCACCCAUCCUUUCCUUUAAUAGAUCUCCUCAGUCCUCUGGCCUAAGUGCAAUCAGCAGCAGUCUACCACUGGACUCUUGGCUUACAUCACCAAUGUCCAACACAACCCCAUUACAAAGCCUCCCAGGGUUUGUUACAACCCCACAAAGCCUACCAGGCAGUUACACACCUCCCCCCUUCAUGAACACUGCACCAGUGGGACAUGCCUUACAACCAUUAGGAGCCAUGGGACCACCUCCACCUUACCAAUGCGGAAGCAACUUUCUGGACAAAUAUCAGAUGGAAGAAAUAGACCCUAGAAAUACCAGCAUAGCUGCCCUCAGAAUGAAAGCUAAAGAACACAUCCAGUCUAUUGGCAAGCCUUGGCAAACCAUAUGAAGGUGGUGAUGGGUAGCUAGCUAGCUCAUUUUGAGAUCUUCUACCCUGUGUCAAUGUACAUAGAACAUCAUUUUGGGGAGAUAUUCCCAUCCAACAAGGUGCCAAGCAAGGACAACCAAACUAUAUACCCAGAAGACUGGAACUUUGAAAACUAGAGUGAAGAUCGAUUAUUUCUCAUGUGUUCAAAAAACUUACAGUAUACAUUCUUGCUUCUAAAGAAUACAAUUUUCAUGUUUACACACAUAACCCGUUACUGACUCCACUGCUUAUUAAAUUAAAUCAAUGUAAAUCAUCUAAUUAGCAAAUGGGAAUUUGGUAAGAACUUGAAGUCAGUGAUUCUUCGUAUAUUUAUGUCCGUUUAGAUUUGCAACAUUACUGUGUAGAAGCAGACAUCUUUCUAUAAAGAAAGUAUUGAUGUGAUUAUUUUCUGUUUCGUCUCCAUGAAAGUUGAUUGUUACUAUUUUACAUUUUUACUUUAUCUCCCUCUCAACUCAAUUUGGGGUUGAUGUUAAAUCCCAUUCUUUUCAACAUUUUGUAGAAAUCAAAUCUGGAUUAACAUAGGGGCUAACGGAGCUGCAGCUCCUGACCCAUGCUCACUGAGUACUGACAUUGAGACUGACUAAAAAAAAAAUACAUAUAUUUUUAGUUUAAUUACUCUAAACAUUCUCUUACCCUACUGUGCUGUUCAGAGGAAUUGAAGUGUGUGGACUUAGAAGGCAUACAAAAUCUAUUCUGUACUGGCUGACCAUAAAAUAGUCAACUUAAAGUCGAAAGUGCUCUGUGCAACUCUACUUUCACAUGCAGUAUGCAUUUGCUUAAAAACACAACCUGCAACUGUCACUUUUGCUUUUUAAUUUUCAAAAAUAAUAAUCUUUGCUAUUUUAACAGAAUGUUUUAUAUUAAUCACAGCAAGUAUAAAUAAAUUUAACAGAAGACUAUUUUUGUAUGAUCUGUACCCAUAAUAGCAUUAACUUAAUAAGAAAAUAAAUAUGGUCUAUAUUGGCAACCAAUUAGCGGUCAACUUUUGUGCAUCAGCUAGGCUUGCAAGUUCACCAAGAUUAUAUGUCUUUUACGGCAACAAUGCCCCCUUAUCAGACACUGGCCACCCAGUGCUUCACCAACACACCCUUGUCAUAGUCAUACGCUUUCACAUAUCAAGUUCUUGAGGAAAAUUGGUAGAAAUUAGAUUUACUCUGGUGGGCCUGACAAGUAGAACAUUAUAGAAAUAUUUUUUUUUUUUUUUUUAAAACAGGAGUCUCACCAUAUUCAUGACCCUUGGGUGGUAUGUCUGUUUUAGCAUUUUCUGCCUGUAAGAUUUUCUAAUUAGACCCAUCAUUAGUACCAUGGACUGGAAUUUCUAUAUCUGUCAGUAUCCCAAUAUAAUUUACAUGCACCCAUCCCAUGAAUCAACAUCAGCAGUGCCCUGCUCAUCUUAUAUAUGUGUAUUUUUUUACCUCUGUAAUAAACAAAGCAGAUCACUAGACAUGUUCACAAAUAAACAAUGUGUAUUUAUUUAGCAACCUGUUAUCAGUCUCUACAUCAGGGUGACAGAACUGAUAUGAUAAAACAAUAUUCUACCAAAAGUUGAUUUUAAUAAAACUUUAUUGAAACAUGACAGAA
This is a messenger RNA of Pelobates cultripes (western spadefoot toad), 2153 nucleotides long. Lineage: Eukaryota; Metazoa; Chordata; Amphibia; Anura; Pelobatidae. The record is from the annotation of a GenBank genome assembly.